GCUAUCUGCAUAUUUGUAAUCGUAGGCAUAUAAUGAUACAACUUUUUCAGCAGUGCCAGGACAAAUUCCAUCUAUAUAACAAAAGACUGCCAAAAAGUGAUCGUGUUUCUGAUUGCAAUACUCCUUACAGUUAUCAAUUGGUUACAAAAUAGCUCAAUAAGGCCAUCUAGUGGACAUAUGGUCAGCCAACUCACUGUGAACAAGAAAAAGAUACAGUGAUCGCAUAUGCUAAUUGAUGUCUGCGUUUUGAAUUGAUAUUCGCUUGUUUUCUCUUCAUUUAAAUAGCCUAGGUUUAACAAGUAAUUACUUAUUUGAUUGUUUGUUUAGGCACUUUAGCUAAAUGCUGUAAAUGUAAAAUGUAUGCUUUGUACAUAGAGUGAAUAAUAUCAACCAAGAUCGCCCUUAUAGUUUUGCCACUGGAUAAAAGUGUAAACGUAAAUGUGUAGAAUAUAUUUAGUUUUCGUAGGUUUCCAUUGUUUCGCUUUUUAAAAAUCGCUAUUACCGAGGUUUGUGACUGGGAAUGUAACUGCGCCGGUUACUUGUUGUCACGUUUCCUGUUUUACCGGAACAUUAUUGUGGACGCACGUAGGAAAGCACAUUGCGUCAAAAAAUGGUUACUGCCUAUUGAAAGUGUUAUGGUUCAUUAUGGCUGGGAAUAUUCCUAAAUCUGAAAGAGAAACCGGAGUGAUAUUGGGCUUCUUAGAAGAAGCUGAGGCAUGGCAACUUCUUAGCGCUCAGUUUCCUAGUAAAGUUGGAGGAAAGCCAGCUUGGUUGAGCCAACAGAAUUUACCAACGCUCCCUGAGAUAGAGUGCGAGAAGUGCCAGACUCCACUGGUGUUUCUUUUACAGGUUUACGCACCACUUGUCGGAUAUGAACGAAGUUUCCAUAGGACAUUGUACGUGUUUUGUUGCAAGACUCCAGCUUGCUACACUCGAAAUGACAGCAGGUGCUUUAAAGUGUACAGGAGUCAGUUACGCAGGGAAAAUGAGUUUUACUCUUUUAAUCCACCUCCUGACGAGAAGCCAGCGGACCCUGGGGAUGAACAUCGCAUUCUUAGCACUGGAGUCAAACUUUGCUACCUUUGUGGCUGCCCUGGACAAAAAGCUUGCUCCCGCUGUCAUUUAGUGACCUACUGCAGCAAAGAGCACCAGGUUAUAGAUUGGAAACAACGACACAAGAAGGAAUGCUGUGAUGAAGCAGCUUCUGUGGCUUCAGAGAUUCUGAAUUCAUUUGUGUUUCCUGAGAGGGAGCUGGUUACAGAGCCCGAGAAACUCCCUGUAAAGCAUGAAGAGUUAUGUGCCUCAAACAGUUCAGAGCAAGUGAAUUAUACUUCAGAUUUGGAGGAAAAAGAGUUGGAGAGCAUGGCUUUCCAUGAAACCCGUGACAGUAAAGUGUUUUUGAAGUUUAAGAAAUGUAUAGCUACAGAGCCACAUCAGGUCUUACGUUAUUGUAGAGAGGGGUCUCCACUUUGGUUGUCAUCUGAACAUGUGCCCAUUAAAGCAGAAGUCCCAAAAUGCCCAUGUGGUGCCGAAAGAACCUUUGAAUUUCAGAUCAUGCCUCAGUUGCUUAAUCACUUGAAGGUGGACCGGAAAGAUGCGAGCAUAGAUUGGGGAACACUGGUCAUCUACACAUGUACUGACAGCUGUGAUCAAGGCAACAAAUAUUCCCCCGAGUUUAUCUGGAAACAAGACUUUUCAGAGGAUCGGGUCCUUUAACUUUACGCUACUAUAAUGAGAAUGUGCUCUUCAAUGUUUACUCUAUCUGCAUGGAUAAGAUUAGUUUCAAUGGAUUUAUUAAUUGCUGAUAUAAAAAAAAAUAAAUAUCUACCACUCUCAUUGCAGAAUGAAGUCACUCUGAACAGAGGGUGCUGAAUAAGGAACUAAUUGGAGUAAUUUUUUAAUGAGUAAGAAUUAGGUGAUUGAGUACAAGUCUAAUGAAAUAGCACUACAUUGAACAAGCAUUAUAAACAUAAAUAUUUAUUUGCCAGUGUUUCAAAGCAAAUCAACAAAGGCAGAAAAAGUUACAUAAGCAGUGCUUUACAAGAGGCUUCAUUAACCCAUACAAUGGAUAUACAUGUUAGUUGCACCAAAUCAUAUUCCAGACUCUGGCAUUGCAAAACCUAAACAGUCAAGAGUGUACAGGAUCUAAAACCUUUUAAGCCAUGUGUAUAAGAAAGCACGCAGCUUAAGUUUCAACAAAAACAGCUGAGAUCUUCCAAGGGUACUUGCACUUAAUUGAAGGUGCUUGAUUGAUCAUGAAUGGAGAACUACCAUUUCCUAAAAUCUUUUGAAUCCUAAAUUGACUGCAUAUAGCAUGUUAUAGGCAUGGGUUAGGGAAGCUAGUAAAUUCAAAUGAAAUGACAACUUUAUGCAGCCAAACUCAACAUAUCAACUGUUUGCGCUGAACGAGCCAGAACAAGUCGAGUCAAACUCAUCUGUGCAUCAUCUAACCAUCUUCAGCUUACUUUGUGUUGAACAGAACUUAACUGUGAUCCAGACAAUGGACAUUAAUGCUGUAGCUUCACAGCAUUAACACUUCUCUUGUAACAUGACAAAUUAGAACCACUCAGGAAGUAACCUGCCUGUAUUAAAAGGAAUGUGUGGUAUAAUGUACAAAAGGAGGAAAACAUUAAAACCAUUAAAAGGACUGCCAUAAGAAUGUGGACAAUAACAGCCACAAAACAGCUGAAUUAAAAAAAAAAAAAAAAAA
Molecule: messenger RNA, 2710 nt
Organism: Electrophorus electricus (electric eel)
Lineage: Eukaryota; Metazoa; Chordata; Actinopteri; Gymnotiformes; Gymnotidae
Gene: pdcd2
Product: programmed cell death 2
Cellular component (GO): nucleus; cytoplasm
Source: RefSeq, a predicted model, not a curated record